This is a messenger RNA of Manihot esculenta (cassava), 1712 nucleotides long. Its product is annotated as probable E3 ubiquitin-protein ligase RHB1A. The record is from RefSeq and is a predicted model, not a curated record. Gene Ontology annotation, molecular function: ubiquitin-protein transferase activity. The transcript is spliced from 5 exons. Lineage: Eukaryota; Viridiplantae; Streptophyta; Magnoliopsida; Malpighiales; Euphorbiaceae. The coding region runs from base 321 to 953 and encodes 210 amino acids.
UAGACAAGCCCUUUUGCGGUGAAGGGUUUCUCGCACGCAGAGCAACACUCUCGCAAAACUGAGCCUCCGUUCACUUUUCAGGCCCCCGUACACAAAGAGUGCAUAAAAGGGGGGAAUCAAGCAAACUCCCUUCUCUUUCUUCUGUUCAAUUCCAAUUCUAAUUCCAGUUCCACUUUCACUGCUAACAUCAGGUCAGGUAUGCCUCUUGGAUUGUUUUAGUACAGUUAAACGUUUUGCUUAUGGUAGAUAGCUGGUAGCAGCAUAUGUUACGUCAAACGAGUAAAAUUUUAGAUGGAUAUUGGAAUUAAAAUACAAGGAUAAUGGGAGGUUGCUGCUGUUGUUUCUCCAAUGGAGCUGAACUAAAUCGUGCACCGCCUUAUUAUUAUUACCCCAGGGCAUCAGAAGAGCGUGUCCCACUAUCAUCUCAUCAUGGUGCUGCGUCUACCCUCUCCACAGGACUCUUGGUUGACACAAACCUUGACACGUCAGUCCCUGAUGCUUAUACGCCACCUCCUCCACCUAUGCCAUUUGAUGUGGCUCUAGGACGUUCUCAAACUCCUCAACGAGCACAGGGAGCUUCCUGUGAUAAAGAUGUUGGAGCAGUGCAGACAACUUCUGAUUCUGUUCAAGAAACAACUGGCAUGGAUUCCAGAGGAACACCAGCCAAAUGCGAAGAUAUUAAGGUGUCAAGUGGUAAAGAACAUAUUAAUUUAGUACUUGAUUCAGCGAAGGAGCCAGAAAUUGAGCCCCCAAAUUCCGUUGAACCUGUUGUUUCAGCAACAGAGGAGGAUGUUUGUCCCAUCUGUCUGGAAGAGUAUGAUGCAGAGAAUCCAAAAAUUACCACAAAAUGUGAGCACCAUUUUCACCUUGCAUGCAUUCUUGAAUGGAUGGAAAGAAGUGAAACUUGUGCUGUUUGUGAUAAGGAGAUGAUAAUUGACCCUCCUAUUGAUUAGUAGUUAUGCAGAAAUUUGAACAAUGGUCAACUUUUUGCUGUUUGAAUUAAUUUUGGGAAGCGAAAUUUACAAAUGCAGAAGGGUUUUAUGUUCUUUUGCAUCCCCUGUUCAGUGGUACCACAGAUUUGGCUGCAGCUGUUCCUUUCACUUUUGAAGAGUCGGUGCCGCUACUUUGUCUUUGUGCUAGAAGUCAUUCAUACAUGUAAAAAAAAUCUUAAAUUCAGAGAAGAGAGAGAGAGAGAGAGAGAGAGGAAGAGGGAUUUGGGGAAGCAAAAAAUAAAUAAAAAAAGGACUAGAGUUGGAUGACUUCUAUAAUUCUUGAUCUCUGUUGAUGUCUGAAGCUCAUAUCGUAUUAGUGUAGCAAGACAAGCGUAAAUUUGCAUAAUGGAAGAUGCUAGUACUUGUCCAAGAUUUUGUUACUGUCCAAAGAGAGAAGUCAAUUGAUGGGCUUACCUUUCCUCUCCUUUCCCUACCCUCGUAUAGAUUUUAGGCAAUUUGAAAACUAGCAAGACUGUUGACAGAUGCUUUUUUGUUUUCUUCCAAAAAAGCACUUUGAAAUCUGUUGUGUAAAUUGCAUAUGGUGGUGGUUGAUGUCUGCAUUUUAUUUGUUUGUGAGAUUACUGGAUGAUGAAGGAUUUGAUUAGUGUAGGGAAAGUCGAGGGAAUAUCAAGCUGGUGGUCUUUGUUUUCAAGAUGAUUCAUGUAAAUAAUACAUGUGAUUUUUACAUGAAGGCUUGGUUUUUGGUUGCUUGUGCAUUAA